AUGUCCAGAGUGACUACUUCCACCAUGAUUUACAACACUGACACUGGGAUGAUGUUCGACCCGUCACGUGUCAGUGCUAGGAGCGUCCAGGAGCAUGCCAGCGGCAGCCAGCUGGCGAGAGAUGACGACUCGGAAGAUAUGAUGGUCGAUCUAAGCACCGGCUCGUUCAUCCCGGUGAAUUUGCGGAGCUGGACGGUUCUGAUGGAGGUGACGGAUAAAUUGGGUAAGCUGUGA
Messenger RNA from Torulaspora globosa, 234 nucleotides. RefSeq lists its product as uncharacterized. The transcript has a single exon. Lineage: Eukaryota; Fungi; Ascomycota; Saccharomycetes; Saccharomycetales; Saccharomycetaceae. The coding region runs from base 1 to 234 and encodes 77 amino acids. The record is from RefSeq and is a predicted model, not a curated record.